Messenger RNA from Alligator sinensis (Chinese alligator), 2370 nucleotides. RefSeq names its product dual specificity protein phosphatase 9. Gene Ontology annotation, cellular component: cytosol; cytoplasm. Gene Ontology annotation, molecular function: MAP kinase tyrosine/serine/threonine phosphatase activity; protein tyrosine/threonine phosphatase activity. The transcript is spliced from 6 exons. Lineage: Eukaryota; Metazoa; Chordata; Crocodylia; Alligatoridae. Gene Ontology annotation, biological process: negative regulation of MAPK cascade; protein dephosphorylation. The record is from RefSeq and is a predicted model, not a curated record. The coding region runs from base 382 to 1662 and encodes 426 amino acids.
CAACGGGCCAAUCGCGGAGCGGGCGGGGGUGGGGGUUGCUCACGAGUCAGUCUUGAUUGGCUCGCGGGGAGAGAGGUUGGGGGGGCAACUAAGACGCAGUAUGGGGGCGGGCACUUGAGUUUUUCCCCGCUAGGGGGCGCCCGGGGCUGCGGGUCGGGAGUGUGGGGCAGCGGCAGGACCGGGCCCCUGUUGCCCGCGCCGGAGGCUUACAGACAGAUAGGGACAGAGCUCGGGUCCCCAUCGCAGAUCCUCCAUGGGCAUGGGGCUUCGGGGCAGGGGCUGAAGGCACUGGCACCAGAACAGAACCCAGACAUCUGGGCUAGCAGCAGCUGACGCCUGCGGUUUGGAGCAUCUAUUAUUUAUGGCAGUGCCAAUUCCAGGAUGACAUCAUGCCCUUGGGACCCUUCACCCCAGGAAGAGGCGUGGGGGCGAGUGUGCUGUGCACACAGGGUGUGGGCCAGACCGGGCCAUGGGGCCAGGGUGAUGGAGGAGGCGGGACUGGGGCGGUCAGGGUGCUGGCUGCAGGCCCAGCUGGUGGCAGGGGCACGGCUGCAGGUGCUGGACCUGCGGGGGCGUGAGCGCUACGAGGCUGGGCACGUGGUUCAGGCACUGAGUGUGGCUCUGCCUGGCCUGCUGCUGCGCCGCCUGCGCCGGGGGCAGUUACCCACACGAGCCUUGUUGCCUCGCCCCCCUGGCCCGGUGCUGCUGUACGACGAGGCCACAGCCACCCUGCCCCUGCCCACGGAGCCCGAGCCUGAGCCCCUGCUGGUCACCUUGCUGCGCCAGCUGCGCCGGGAGGGCUGUGCUGCCUACUUUUUGCUGGGUGGCUACUCCAAGUUCCAGGCAGAGUGGCCAGAGUACUGUGAGAGCAGCCAGGCAGUACCUGGCUCCGGGCUCCCAGCAGCAGUGGGGGGAGGUGUGGUGGGUCUGGGGGGUUUGAGCCUGGGCUCGGAUGGAGACUCAGGCUCACCGAGUAGCAGUGGUGGGGGAGAUUCGGCGGGUCCCAGCCCCCCGCCCCCACACCCAGUGCAGAUUCUGCCCCACCUAUAUCUGGGAGGGGCCCGAGAUGCAGCCGACCAUGAGGCCCUGGCCCGCCUGGGUAUCCGUUAUGUGCUCAACGUCACACCCAACUUGCCCAACCUCUUUGCUGAGCACGGUGGCUUCCACUACAAGCAAAUCCCCAUCUCUGACCACUGGAGCCAAAACCUGGCCCGCUUCUUCCCCGAAGCCAUUGCUUUCAUCGGUGAGUGCCCCCCGCUCCCCGAGACCUACCCCUUCCCCCAGGCCACUUCUUUCAUUAGCAAGGACCCCCAGUCCCUCCCCUCCACUGGCCACCGCUCAUCACCAGCUCCUCCUCCUCAUUGCUGCCUGGCAGGUGUGAGCCGGUCAGUGACGGUGACAGUGGCCUACUUGAUGCAGCGCCUGCGCCUCUCACUCAACGAUGCCUACGACCUCGUCAAACGGAAGAAGGCUGAUGCCUCCCCCAACUUCAACUUUCUGGGCCAGCUGCUAGACUUUGAGCGCCAGCUGGGCCUGGCUGAGGGUGGGCUUGGGCCUGGUAGCCCCCCGGGCCCCCAAAGCCCCAGUCCAAGCCCUGCGCCCUCCCCUGCUGCCUUCUUCUCUGAUGAUGACCCAGGGCCAUCCCCUCAUAACCUCACAUAGCCCCCUAGGCCUGGCAUUUACCCCCCCUGCUUUCCCGCACUCUAGAGUAAGAGCUUAUGGCCUGGGGGCUCAAACUCGGGGAGGGCAGUGGCUAACCUAUAAGAUUCCUCCCCCUCCCCCCAACCACUGGCACCAGUGGAGCAGUCCCUGGUGGUUGGGCACCUACCCCCCAUCAUUUCUUGGGGGACUGGAACCAGCUGCUGGAGAAUAACCUGGAACUGGCAAUUGAGAACCUGAAGCCUAGGUUCUAGACUACCCCCCAUCUGCUGGGAUCUACAAGAGACUUGGAUCGUCUGUGCAUCCAGAAAAAAGGUGGAUCUAGACUGGAACCUCAUGGGAUGCUCUAGGACAAGCCCAGCCCCUGGGGUGCCAGGUCCAGGCUGAAGCCGGGUCAGGACCAGGAGGCACUAUGGGUGCCUCUCUGUGGGUGCCUGCCCAGCUGGAGGGAAGGGACUCUGCUCCCUGGCUGUGUGUGCCUGUGUGUCCUAUGCUCCCUGCCGGUGGGGGCUGGAGUCCCGCCUCCAUGCACAUGCCUGCAGGCGCGUAACCCUUGGGAGGGGUUGCCAUGUGCGCAUGUGCAUCUCAGGCCUUUUAUUUUUAACAGUUUUCAUAUAUGUGGGGUUGAGGGGGCAGGAGCUAGGGUGACCCUGGGGCUGGUGGUCUCCCCCUGAAACAAAGUGGACAAUAAAGCAGGACUUUAUCGCCAAA